GGCGGCGGCAACGGCAUCUUGCAGCCUCUUUGGAGAGACGGAGGCUGGGCUGGGGUUACAGUCCAAAGUUUUCCCACCAGGAUUUGCCCACCCCACCUCCUCUCUGGAUACGUCCUCGCCUUGUCCUCUUUGCCAGGACGCCUGCAGGUGGUGGGACAGAAAACAUCGAGGCAUAAGAUGAAGCUGUGACAGAUGGGGAAGCUGAGACCUAGAGGGGUAACUUUUUCAAGAUUGCAUAGAAGAGUCAGGAUUUGAAGAUAGUUCUUCUGACUGUUUGAAAGCACAAUGGCAGGAAACAGCCUUGUUCUACCCAUCGUUCUUUGGGGUCGCAAAGCACCAACCCACUGCAUCUCAGCAGUACUUUUAACAGAUGACGGGUCCACGAUCGUGACUGGAUGCCAUGAUGGGCAAAUAUGUCUCUGGGAUCUUUCAGUAGACUUGGAAGUUAAUCCUCGAGCACUGUUGUUUGGUCACACAGCUUCAAUCACCUGUUUAUCUAAAGCUUGUGCUUCUAGUGACAAACAGUAUAUUGUGAGCGCAUCCGAGAGUGGAGAGAUGUGCCUCUGGGACGUGAAUGAUGGCAGAUGUAUUGAAUUUACAAAAUUAGCUUGCACACAUACUGGCAUACAGUUCUACCAGUUCUCUGUUGGAAAUCAGAGAGAGGGAAGGCUUCUAUGCCAUGGCCAUUAUCCCGAAAUCCUCGUGGUGGAUGCCACCAGCCUUGAGGUGCUGUACUCCUUAGUAUCAAAGAUCUCUCCAGAUUGGAUUAGCUCCAUGAGUAUUAUUCGAUCCCACCGAACACAAGAGGAUACCGUGGUGGCGCUCUCAGUGACGGGCAUCUUGAAGGUGUGGAUUGUUACCUUGGAAAUAAGUGGCCUGCAGGAUACUGAGCCAAUAUUUGAAGAGGAGUCCAAACCAAUUUAUUGUCAGAAUUGCCAAAGCAUCUCUUUUUGUGCAUUCACACAGAGGUCGCUUCUGGUUGUGUGCUCCAAGUAUUGGAGGGUAUUUGAUGCUGGAGACUACUCCCUGUUGUGCUCGGGUCCAAGUGAAAAUGGACAGACAUGGACUGGAGGUGACUUUGUCUCGGCAGAUAAAGUCAUCAUUUGGACUGAAAAUGGGCAAAGUUAUAUUUACAAACUACCUGCCAGUUGCCUUCCAGCUAGUGAUUCAUUCCGCAGUGAUGUGGGGAAAGCAGUUGAAAAUUUAGUUCCUCCGGUACAACAUAGCCUCUUGGAUCGAACAGAUAAAGAGUUGCUAAUUUGCCCUCCUGUUACUCGGUUCUUCUAUGGAUGUAAGGAAUACUUCCACAAACUAUUGAUUCAGGGUGAUUCUUCUGGAAGAUUGAAUAUUUGGAACAUAUCAGACACACCUGAUAAACAGGAAGGUACAGGAGAGCUGGAAAUGAGAACUUCUGUUAGUUUGCAAGAGGCAUUUGAUAAACUGAAUCCUUGUCCUGCCGGAAUUAUAGAUCAGCUGAGUGUCAUUCCCAAUAGUAAUGAACCUCUUAAGGUGACCGCAAGUGUGUACAUACCAGCCCACGGACGACUCGUUUGUGGCCGUGAAGAUGGAAGCAUCGUUAUUGUACCUGCCACGCAGACAGCCAUAGUGCAGCUGCUGCAAGGGGAGCACAUGCUCCGCAGAGGUUGGCCACCUCACAGGACACUCCGUGGUCAUCGGAACAAAGUCACAUGUUUGUUGUAUCCGCAUCAGGUCUCAGCUCGUUAUGAUCAAAGAUAUCUGAUAUCUGGAGGCGUGGAUUUUUCGGUCAUAAUUUGGGACAUUUUUUCUGGAGAAAUGAAACACAUCUUCUGUGUCCAUGGUGGCGAGAUUACUCAGCUUCUGGUUCCGCCUGAAAACUGCAGUGCCAGAGUGCAGCACUGCAUCUGCUCUGUAGCCAGUGACCACUCAGUAGGACUCCUAAGUUUGCGAGAGAAAAAAUGCAUUAUGCUGGCAUCCCGUCAUCUUUUCCCCAUUCAAGUAAUCAAGUGGAGGCCUUCUGACGAUUACCUAGUAGUGGGAUGUUCAGACGGCUCCGUGUAUGUCUGGCAAAUGGAUACCGGCGCACUGGACCGGUGUGUGAUGGGGAUCACAGCAGUAGAGAUACUGAAUGCUUGUGAUGAAGCAGCUCCUGCUGCCGUCGACUCACUUAGUCACCCAGCAGUCAACUUAAAACAAGCUAUGACACGACGCAGUCUUGCUGCUCUUAAAAACAUGGCCCAUCAUAAGCUACAAACUCUUGCAACUAACCUCUUGGCUUCUGAGGCAUCUGACAAAGGAAAUUUACCUAAAUAUUCUCAUAACUCCCUGAUGGUUCAAGCAAUAAAGACAAACCUAACAGACCCGGACAUACAUGUGCUUUUCUUUGAUGUGGAAGCGUUGAUUAUUCAACUCCUGACUGAAGAAGCCUCUAGGCCGAAUACUGCGCUUAUUUCCCCAGAGAAUCUGCAAAAAGCAUCUGGCGGUUCAGACAAAGGGGGCUCUUUUCUAACUGGAAAACGAGCAGCAGUUCUCUUCCAACAAGUGAAAGAAACUAUCAAAGAGAACAUAAAGGAACAUCUCCUUGAUGAUGAAGAGGAGGAUGAGGAGAUAAUGAGACAGAGGCGGGAAGAAAGUGAUCCCGAAUAUCGGGCCAGCAAAUCUAAGCCACUGACCCUGUUAGAAUAUAAUCUGACUAUGGACACCGCAAAAUUGUUCAUGUCCUGCCUUCAUGCCUGGGGUUUGAAUGAUGUUCUGGAUGAAGUCUGUCUUGAUCGCCUUGGAAUGCUGAAACCCCACUGCACAGUAUCGUUCGGCCUCUUAUCAAGAGGAGGUCAUAUGUCACUGAUGCUUCCUGGUUAUAAUCAGGCUGCUUGUAAACUAUCACAUGGGAAAGCAGAAGUAGGAAGGAAGCUGCUGGCAACGGAGGGAGUAGGAAAGGGAACUUACGGAGUGUCCCGGGCCGUCACCACACAACAUCUCCUGUCUAUCAUAUCUUUGGCAAAUACCUUAAUGAGUAUGACCAAUGCAACUUUUAUUGGUGAUCAUAUGAAGAAGGGCCCUACCAGGCCACCUAGACCAGGCACCCCAGACCUUUCUAAGGCAAGGGGUUCUCCUCCAACUUCCAGUAAUAUUGUGCAAGGACAGAUUAAACAAGGAUGGAGUCAGUUGGCUGCUAUGCAUUGUGUUAUGCUGCCAGACCUGCUGGGAUUGGACAAAUUUAGGCCCCCGCUUCUAGAGAUGCUGGCUCGGAGAUGGCAAGAUCGAUGCUUGGAGGUCAGAGAAGCUGCACAGGCCCUGCUUCUAGCAGAACUGAGAAGAAUUGAGCAGGCGGGACGGAAGGAGGCCAUUGAUACCUGGGCUCCUUACUUACCUCAGUAUAUGGACCACGUCAUAUCACCUGGGGUCUCAGCAGAAGCCAUGCAGACUAUUACCACUGCUCCUGACACCUCGGGGCCAGAAGCCAAAGUCCAAGAGGAAGAGCACGACCUUGUGGAUGAUGACAUCACCACUGGUUGCUUAUCAAGUGUCCCACAAAUGAAAAAAAUUUCCACAUCUUAUGAGGAAAGACGGAAGCAAGCUACUGCUAUUGUUUUACUAGGAGUAAUAGGAGCUGAAUUUGGUGCAGAAAUUGAACCUCCUAAACUGCUGACCAGACCUCGAAGCUCUAGUCAAAUUCCUGAGGGAUUUGGUUUGACGAGUGGUGGAUCCAACUACUCACUGGCCAGACAUACUUGUAAGGCACUGACAUUUCUUCUGCUGCAACCACCAAGCCCCAAACUUCCUCCACACAGUACGAUCCGAAGAACAGCCAUUGAUCUGAUUGGACGUGGUUUCACAGUUUGGGAGCCUUACAUGGAUGUGUCUGCUGUCCUGAUGGGGCUUCUUGAACUUUGUGCUGAUGCCGAGAAACAACUUGCCAACAUCACAAUGGGGCUGCCUCUGAGCCCUGCAGCUGACUCUGCCCGCUCCUCGAGGCAUGCCCUAUCUCUCAUUGCCACGGCCAGACCACCCGCCUUCAUCACAACUAUAGCCAAAGAGGUGCACAGACAUACUGCUCUUGCAGCAAAUACCCAAUCCCAGCAGAAUAUGCACACCACAACUCUUGCCCGAGCUAAAGGGGAAAUUCUGAGAGUCAUUGAAAUUCUUAUUGAAAAAAUGCCCACGGAUGUCGUGGAUCUUCUCGUGGAGGUUAUGGACAUCAUUAUGUACUGCCUUGAAGGAUCUUUAGUUAAAAAGAAAGGUCUUCAGGAAUGUUUCCCAGCCAUCUGCAGGUUCUACAUGGUCAGCUAUUAUGAGCGGAAUCACAGAAUAGCAGUUGGAGCUCGCCAUGGUUCAGUGGCCCUGUACGACAUCCGGACUGGAAAGUGUCAGACAAUCCAUGGUCACAAGGGACCAAUCACUGCCGUGGCCUUUGCCCCUGAUGGACGAUAUCUUGCCACCUACUCAAACACAGACAGCCACAUUUCUUUCUGGCAGAUGAACACCUCCCUGUUGGGGAGCAUCGGCAUGCUGAACUCGGCACCCCAGCUGCGCUGUGUUAAGACCUACCAGGUGCCCCCCGUGCAGCCGGCGUCCCCCGGCUCCCACAAUGCCCUCAGGCUGGCCCGGCUCAUCUGGACCUCCAAUCGCAACGUCAUCCUCAUGGCCCACGACGGCAAGGAGCACCGCUUCAUGGUCUAGGGCUCGUGUCUGCGUCCCGUCCCCGUUCCCCCAGGUCUCCAAGCCCAGAGUCCCGUCCUUCCUCAGUGCCCACCCCCCCCCGGGGUCAUGGGGGGCACAGCCGGGUCUGUGUCCCUCCGCAUGGUCCCCGGGGGCAGACUCCUGCUCGUGCCACCUAUUGACUGAGGCAUGCACACAUCGCUCCGCAGGAAGUGGCCGUCCCGUCCCCAGGUCGUUUCUCACCGCCGCAGAGGGAGGGGCAGCCAGCGGUCCCGUUGCUCGGUGCACCAGAAGCCCGGAAAUCAAUAACCACUGUGAUUGCACUGCCAGCCCAGAUCAGCAGUUUCCUCACGCUAAACCCCACCUCUGAAUGCUGUUGGAAGCUGGUUGUUCUGACAUUGGGUUUUGAGGUCAUGUGGCAGUCCUAAUUAUUGACACUAUUUUCCUUUGGAUUUCCUAAAACGUGCUAUUGUUUACCAGAAAGAUUCUGUGUUUACGUGGGGUUUUUUUCUCCGGGAGAUUGCUAGGCAAUUACUCAAUCCAAUUUCCUAGGGUUUAGCCACUACCUUCUUUAUUAACACCUAACCGAUUGGAGAUUAAUGAGAAAAUACACACACACACAAAUUUUCCUUGUGGAGACUACAGUUUCCCAGACACCUAGCCUUCUAAAAUGCUCAUAUCCCGCUUAAGUGAUACUGUAUUUAAUAGCUCAAAAUCAAAAUGAUCACUACUUAUGAUCUAGUUAAUAUAAUUAUCCAGUCACUAUAAUCUCUUAAAUGGACUUUUGUAAUAAAGAACCAAGUUUGGAAGCAUAGCGUAUACCUGAAAAGAAGAUUCUUUGGCUACAGAUCUUUUUAAGAAAGAGCUUACCCCUUCCUUCCAGAAACUUCACAGACCUGCAGUUCCCAUAAGUCAGCUAUCAUGUAAUAGUUACAAUUCAGCCUUCAAACUACUACUGAUCAGUUAAAGGAAAGCUAAGACGGCAUUUCUUUUAAACAAGUAUCCUAGAAAAUUAUUAACUAUGGCACAAGCAUUCAGGAGCAUACAGUCAUCCUCGGUAUCUGCGGAGGAUUGGUUCCGGGACCCCUGAGGGUACCAAAAUUCACAUAUACUCAAGUCCCUGAUAUAAAAUGGCAGAGUACACGGAGGGCUGACUGUGUAUACAAAUGUGGAGGCUCUCAAUCUUUCCGAAUCUAUCCAAACAUUGCAGUAGGGAGUUCAUCACACUUCCAAGUAAGCUUUAACUAGGUCACUUUCUUCUCCUUAUGUCAGAUUAUGCUGGUUCUUGCUCAUAGUAAUGGAAAAAAAAAAACUGUAAAAUAAUAUUUUGGAUGACUUGCUCCUAAUAAACCUUGCUCUGUAUAUAGUUGGGGAUUUGGUUGGUUGGUUGGUUGUUGAUUGGUUGGUUAAUUGGGCAAAAUGGUUUAUUAAGUACAAAAAUAGAAAAUGAUUUAUUAACUUCAGAAAAAAUACGUGAAGUUUACAAAGCAACCAAAAUGAUAACGGGAGUGUCUAAUUUAAAAAGCAUAGAUUGUCAGAGUUUAUAUAACAUACAAAAAAAGUAGGGUCACAGCCCAGGAACAAAUACAUCUGUUAUUUUAUUGAAACAGAUUUCUAAAGAACAUGUUAGGAAAUUAAGACCACUAGAACAUCUCUUUCAUAUCGAUAUGAAGUUUGUCAUUUCUAGUGAUGGCAAACCCAUCCUAUACCUUGGUUUUAGACUUUAGGUAUUCUUAAAAAGUGAAUUUAUGCCAUAAUGCAUGUACAUUGUAUUUAUAAAGAUUAUAUAUGUAGCUUCCCAGGAAGAAACUCACAACUAUACAGCGUAGACUUGCUUUGUUUGGUGAACAUGCUGUUGUGCCCGAUACAGAUAGAGAAACCUGAGGAGAACAAGAGGUGCUCUCGGUUUUUCCAGUGGUUUCCCGAGUCUUCAGUGUGAGUACCUAGCACGUGUUCACUUUAUGAACUGAAAUGGGGAUUAAUUUAUUCUAGACUACAAAGCUGCUUUGGAAUGAUGAAGUGUAAAAGUAUGCCUUAGAGAUUUUUUUUUUAAACAGAAUGUUCAGGGCAUCAGGAGGAAGGUGUGAGACUGUGGGCAGGCCACCCCAAAGCAUGGACGGCACACCCCAUGGAGGGUUAGAACAAAGCUGUGAGGGCCCUAGGAGCCAAAUACCUGGGCAGUGGGCCUCGGCCAGCUGGCCACACAGCCUGGCUGCACAGACGGCCAAAACUGUUGGCCCCUAGAACAUCACAAUUGUAAAACUCUGGCGUGGAUAGUAUCUGACGGCGAGACAGACACCUCUAACUGCUAAACCAACAUCUGCACUCUUGUUCACACCAAUCUCUCCUUGGCUGUUUUGACAACCACAGUUGCAAACUUCAUCACAGCUCAGAUUUUCUCUGCACUGAGGUAAACUUUACCUUGUCAUCCCAAGUGUACGCUUUUGGUGUCUUAUUGAUCUUGUUGGCACUGUAUUUGGACCUGUCCUUGUAAACGUAGAGACAUAUGUGGCUUCAUUGGUAAUUUACAAGCGAAAGAUGAUGUGAUACCUGUAUAAAAUGUAAUGAUUGAACUCACUGAGUACAUCACGUGACGUAAGAUGUCUGCCUCUCAAGGCAUUUCUUGAUGACUCCACUUAACAGAUUCUAUAUGUGCUGAAUGUCCCUGUGUACUUACGUGUGUUAAA
Molecule: messenger RNA, 7325 nt
Organism: Eubalaena glacialis (North Atlantic right whale)
Lineage: Eukaryota; Metazoa; Chordata; Mammalia; Artiodactyla; Balaenidae
Gene: WDR7
Product: WD repeat domain 7
Exons: 28
Coding region: 286-4659 (1457 amino acids)
Cellular component (GO): cytoplasm
Molecular function (GO): protein binding
Source: RefSeq, a predicted model, not a curated record